UGGCAGCCAUAUUGGGAUGGUUAAACAUAAAACACUUGUCAAGUACAUUUGCAGAAAAGAAAAAUAAAAAAACAAUAUAGGUGUAUAUAUAUAUAUAACUCUAUAUAAUACACACACAUAAAAAUAAAAAAUAAAAAAAUAGAAAAAAGAGAUUGUCACCACCAGCUGCAGUGCAACGAUCGAUCAUUUCAUCGUCUGUCAGUUGAACCUAAAUUGUCAUUAUUAUUAACAAUGUUCUUGUGAAUUUAAAUAAUUAUUUAUAAAUAAUAAUCAAGUGUCACAAGUAUAGUGACAAUUAUUAAUAAUGAUAAAACAAAAUUACAAAUUUAAUCUACAUUUAUCAGGCAUAUCAUCAACUUGAGUUUAAUUUUAUCAAGUGCUAAAAUAAUCAUAAUUAUUACUAUGUUAUAUAAAAAAAAUAUUUAAAAAAUGUUGUUGAACUCAAUUAUCAGCAUAAUACUAGAAAAAAAAAACUCAUCAAAUUCCAAAUGACUCAUCCAAAUUGAUUGUGUUGAAGAUAUAAAAUACAGUAAACAUUGUAGCGAGAAAAAAAAAAAGGAAAUAAAAACAUAGAAAAAAAUUCAAUAGAAAAAUUAAAUAUAGUAAAAUAAAAUCAUCAUGCCAGCACCACCACUAUCAAUACCAAGACCUCCAAAAAUUCAAGAUUCACAAGAAGUAAAAAAAUCAAAUAAAAAUAAUAAUAAAAUUGAUGAUAAUGAUAAAAAUGUUGUUACUGAAAGUGAAAAUUUGCCACCCUGGGCUAAAAUAACAUUAACAUCAGCUGAAGCUGAAGUUGAAAAAUUAAUUGUUAGAAAUGAAUUAAAAGAUGCUGAAGUUAUGUAUUUUUGUCAAGUUGAGCCAAUACUUCAAGAUGGUCCACAAUGUGGACUUGUUGCGUUAGCAAUGGCAUCACAAGAAUAUACAAAACCAGUAUCAGUAAGUCAAUUGUUAGCUGAAGCAAGAGUACGUGGUUUUACACAACAUGGUGAGGUAUAUUCAGUUGAUUUUAUGGGUACACUUGCUGCUGAAUAUUUACCAGAUCAUAGACCAGAAAUACUUGUUGAUUUACAAACAUGUCCAGAUGCAUUGACUCAUGCAUUGGCACAUGGUGCUAUGAUACUUAUUCCAUAUGAUUCUGAUUUUAAUCAUUCACCAUGUUUGAAAAAAGGACACAAAGCACAUUGGGCAUUACUUGUUGGUCUUAUUGCAUCAAGACAAGGCUACUAUGUACUUGCAAGACAUGGUAAAUCACGACAUUUGGCAUGUUGGCCAUUACGUGAUUUAAUUGAAAGUAAUGGUAAUUUAGAAGAAGAAGGAACAGCAAGACAUGCUGGUGGUUAUGUUAUUCCAAAAGGUGGUGUUGGGGGCCAAAGAGGUUUACGUUCACGUGCUCUAUCUUUACAUCCAUAUAUUUGAAAUAAAUAAUAGGUAUUAUAAUUAUUAUUAUUUUAUUACUAUUAUUAUUUUAUUAUUAUAUGAAUUUUAUUUUUUAAAUAACAAUUACCUGAGAAAUCAUGUGUCGUCUGGUCCACGUAUUGAUAAAAUAAUCAUUAUAAUUAUUAAUCCUUUUGAUGCUUAUAUUUAAAUAAUAUAUAUGAUAGAUUAAUUAUUGAUAUUUGUGCUUUUAUUAUCAAUUCUAUAAGCUUUGAUAAUAUUAUUCGAUAAAUAUGCUAUUUAUAUUUUUAAAUGUUGAAUCAAUUGUCUUUUCUUUUUUGGGGGGUUUAAUUAUUUUUCAUCAAUUUGCAUUGUGAAAAUGGAUUCAUGAAGCCACAAUUAUUAACUGUGAUAUGUGGAUAAUUGAAAAUUCAUUUUGAGAAAAGUAAAAGGAAAAUUAGAAUUUUAUAAUUCAAACCAAUUGAUAUUUAAAUUUUUUUUUAUAAUCGUUAUAUUUGUUUGACAUUAUUAUAAUUGUUUUACCAAAGUCGUUCAUUUAUUUAAAAAUAAUUAAUGAUUUUUGUUUUUCUUUUUUUUUUUAAAUGAAAUAUAUAUUUUAGUUUAAGUUUAUUGAUUUUCUAUGAAAUUGAUUUUGUUUACUUUGAAUUGAAUGAUAUAUUGAGUUGUUAUCAUAAAUUGUAUAACAGAAAUAAUUAUUAUUUAUCUAACUCUCAUUUAAUGAUCAAAAAAAAACAAAAAAAAGCCAAAGUAAAAAAUUUACUUUUAAAAAGAAAUUUAAUAAAUUAAUAGUUAAAAAAAAAAUCGAACAAAGAGAUAAAUAUUUAUGGAUCUUCAUAAUUGUAAUUAAACAAAAAAAAAUAUUUAAAAUAUGUAAGUAUAUUAAGUAUAAAUGAAGUAUGAAAAAGGAAAAAUUGUUUUUUUUUUCUUUUCUAAAUAAAAUUUUAAAUUUUCUGCUUCUUUGUCCAUUGGCUGUAAAAUUUAACUAAAACACAUUUAAUAAUCAAAAAUUAAAUAAUUGAUGUUAUUUAUUCUAAUCAUGAAAUUAAUAAAAAAUUAAGAAAAAUUUAACAAAAAAUUAAAUAACAAAAGAAAAUUGUGAAACAAAAGGACCCAAUGAGAUAAUCUUGUCAUUGUAAAAAUAAAAUGAAUUAAUAAAAAUAAAUAAAUAAAAAAAAUUUUCAACU
Molecule: messenger RNA, 2579 nt
Organism: Aphidius gifuensis
Lineage: Eukaryota; Metazoa; Arthropoda; Insecta; Hymenoptera; Braconidae
Product: UPF0692 protein CG33108
Exons: 4
Coding region: 619-1416 (265 amino acids)
Source: RefSeq, a predicted model, not a curated record